GAUGUGGGUUACAACCUGGAAUGCUUGAGGCUGCAGAUCCCCUCCCCUUCUUGACUGAGCAGUAAGGGCUCCCUGCUGUGGUGCAGGAACAGCCCUGGGUGUCUCCAGGAGGGGGCCAUGGAUCUGCUGCGGGAACUGAAGGCCAUGCCUAUCACGCUGCACCUGCUCCAGUCCACCCGAGUCGGGAUGUCUGUCAACGCCCUUCGGAAGCAGAGCUCCGACGAGGAGGUCAUUGCACUGGCCAAGUCCCUCAUCAAGUCCUGGAAGAAGCUCCUGGAUGCUUCAGAUGCCAAAGCCAGGGAGCGGGCGAGGGGCACGCCUCUGCCCACGUCCUCGAGGGAUGCCUCAGAGGCCCCGGAUCCCAGCCGCAAGAGGCCGGAGCUGCCCAGGGCACCGUCGACUCCAAGGAUCACCACAUUUCCUCCGGUGCCUGUCACCUGUGAUGCCGUACGCAACAAGUGCCGUGAGAUGCUGACUGCUGCCCUGCAGACGGCCCACGACCACGUGGCCAUCGGUGCGGACUGCCAGCGCCUGUCGGCUCAGAUCGAGGAAUGCAUCUUCCGGGACGUUGGAAACACAGACAUGAAGUACAAGAACCGUGUACGGAGUCGUAUCUCCAACCUGAAGGAUGCCAAGAACCCUGACCUGCGGCGGAAUGUGCUGUGUGGGGCCAUAACACCCCAGCAGAUUGCCGUGAUGACCUCAGAGGAGAUGGCCAGUGAUGAGCUGAAGGAGAUCCGUAAGGCCAUGACCAAGGAGGCCAUCCGAGAGCACCAGAUGGCCCGUACUGGCGGCACGCAGACAGACCUGUUCACCUGCGGCAAGUGCAGAAAGAAGAACUGCACCUACACGCAGGUGCAGACCCGCAGCUCUGAUGAACCCAUGACCACCUUCGUUGUCUGCAACGAGUGUGGAAACCGCUGGAAGUUCUGCUGAGCCCUCGUGUAGAUGUGCUGCAGCCUUGGGCCGUGGUCAGUGCUGGCCUCCCCCGCCCACGUCCUCCGUUGAUACAGCUUCUCUGGAGACCCUAGAAGGCGGCAUGUCCUGCCCUCAACCUGCCUGCCUGGAUUGCACCUUUCUGCCCUUUCCCCCUCGUUAUUAAAUGUUUCUUUUUGCCA
Messenger RNA from Mandrillus leucophaeus (drill), 1118 nucleotides. RefSeq names its product transcription elongation factor A (SII), 2 (gene TCEA2). Gene Ontology annotation, cellular component: nucleus. The coding region runs from base 118 to 936 and encodes 272 amino acids. NCBI's taxonomy places the organism in Eukaryota, Metazoa, Chordata, Mammalia, Primates, Cercopithecidae. Gene Ontology annotation, biological process: transcription elongation by RNA polymerase II; DNA-templated transcription. The transcript is spliced from 10 exons. Gene Ontology annotation, molecular function: zinc ion binding; nucleic acid binding. The record is from RefSeq and is a predicted model, not a curated record.